This is a messenger RNA of Cercopithifilaria johnstoni, 945 nucleotides long. The record is from the annotation of a GenBank genome assembly. NCBI's taxonomy places the organism in Eukaryota, Metazoa, Nematoda, Chromadorea, Rhabditida, Onchocercidae.
AUGCACAAGUAUCAACCUCGGUUACAUGUUGUCCGGUGUGCAGAGCUUAUUAAUUUACCGUAUUCAACCUUUCGUACAUUUGUUUUCAAGGAGACUGAAUUUAUUGCUGUUACUGCUUAUCAAAAUGAAAAGGUAACACAACUUAAAAUCGACAAUAAUCCGUUUGCCAAAGGGUUCCGUGAUGCCGGUGCUGGAAAACGUGAGAAGAAACGGUUAAUGAACAGAAUGGAAUGCAGUGUAACCACUACUGGCAUCUCGAAAUCGGUGAUUUCUCUGAAUGACGAUCCUGUAACAUCUGAAUCACCAACCGCACGAGCAGGAAGUUCGAUGGACUCAGAUCGCUCGGACGACGAUGAUUCGCCACCUCUUCCGAAACGAGCCCGGAGUAGUCAGAAUACUACCGAUGAGUCGUUUAAAAAUCAUCUACCCCAGAAUCACAACCUUCAACAACAUCUCCAACUUCUACACAAUCACCGAUUAUUAUCCAAGGAGGCUACCAAUUUUCAAUUAUUUCAUCCAGCUGGUGUCGGAGGUGGUGGUGGUGGCGGGGGCGGAGGCGGCGGUCUGCCACUACCACCACCUCCUUUUGCACCAUUUUUCCAGAAUUACGGGUUUCAUCCCGCUGCCGAGUUUUUCUUCCCCGCUUCUUCUUUUCCUCGAGAUUUCUUAAUGCACCAAGCAGCUGCUGCAGCUGCAGCAGCACAAUUUUCACCAUACUUGCUUCGGCCAUCUUUACCCGGUACACCACUUUCUGCUUCUCAGGCAAUUAAUCCACCUGCAGCUUCCCCUGCUUCCGUUGCUGUAUCAAAAUCGUUAUCAUCGAUUGCAAAUAUCGCUAUCCCGUCAACCGUUAACGGAGUGCCACGAUCUCCAGCUCCUACAACCGGAAAAUCGACAGUAGCUCCAAAAAAGGGAGGAUUCGAUGUAUCUGAUCUCCUUGCAUAA